Caenorhabditis remanei is the source of this 375-nucleotide messenger RNA. RefSeq lists its product as uncharacterized. NCBI's taxonomy places the organism in Eukaryota, Metazoa, Nematoda, Chromadorea, Rhabditida, Rhabditidae. The transcript has 2 exons. The record is from RefSeq and is a predicted model, not a curated record. Bases 1 to 375 code for a protein of 124 amino acids.
AUGCUCCCCAUACUCACCGUGAUUGGCGCAUCCAUGACGUACUGUUGCUUCUCCGAGGCUGCUCCUGCUGCAGAGACGAUGCACACAGCGACACAACUGAUAGCGAGAAGACAGAGAGCCGAUCGAGCCAACGACAUCCUUUUUGUUUGUAUGCUUCGAGGUGCUUGGCUUGAGAACAAGGAACAAGGAACGAAAGAGAAAGAGCUCGAAUUCCUUCGAUCCUUUUUUGGGAAUUUGUCAAGUUUGAAAGGAAAUGAGGAAGCGGAAGCCGAUUUUGGCCUUAUUUUAUUGAAAAAAGCCCAAUUUUGUAAUGAUGGUAAGAACUUAUGGCUUUGCUGCAAAACAUCUCACAAAAACAUGAGGAAAUUCGAGUAG